Kluyveromyces lactis is the source of this 345-nucleotide messenger RNA. RefSeq lists its product as uncharacterized. Lineage: Eukaryota; Fungi; Ascomycota; Saccharomycetes; Saccharomycetales; Saccharomycetaceae. The transcript has a single exon. The record is from RefSeq and is a predicted model, not a curated record. The coding region runs from base 1 to 345 and encodes 114 amino acids.
AUGCUACCUUGUCUAUCAUCCGACGAUUAUCAACAUAUCCUAAUCAUCAAAUUUAAAAAAAAUUGGGUGGAACCUACUGAAAUCUCGGCGUACUUCAGUCGGCUUGUGAUAGUUUUUCUUUUCUUUCCUUUUUCUGUGUCACAAGAGUUCGGAAUUCACAUUUCUGAAUUCACCGACGAAAGAUGUAAAUACCAUACAUUAUACAUUUUUUCUACUCAUGCGGAAUCAAAUCAAAUGAAUCCCCGUUCUCGAAUACAUCAUGACUCUAAAAACCUUUUAUUCACGUUCGAAACAGAUUGUCGGUUGAAUGAGAAAUCAGAAACUGCGAAAUUAGGGGAGAUGUGA